Messenger RNA from Rotaria sordida, 2811 nucleotides. Lineage: Eukaryota; Metazoa; Rotifera; Eurotatoria; Philodinida; Philodinidae. The record is from the annotation of a GenBank genome assembly.
AUGAACGAUCAAUACGAUUGUUUAAAUAAAGCUCAAUUGAGCUUUGAAUAUUUGCAUACAAAUUCAACUACACAUACAUUUCUUUUUGGUGCAUUAGCUGAACUAGUUGAUAAUUCAAAAGAUGCCGGUGCAAAAAAUCUUAAUAUUUAUACAUGCAAAGAUCCAUGUUUACGUGGAGGUUUUUAUUUAGCAUUUUUAGAUGAUGGUUGUGGAAUGAAUUAUGAUGAUGUAUUCAAUGUAAUUGUUUUUGGUAAAUCAGCAAAACGUCAUAAUCUUGAUUCUAAUCAAAUUGGUCAAUAUGGUAAUGGUUUAAAAUCUGGUGCUAUGCGUAUAUCUAAUGAUUUAAUAUUAUUUACAAAAAAAGAUAAUAUUGGUACAUGUUUAUUUCUUUCACGUACAUUUCAUCAAGAAGAACAUAUAUCUCAAAUAAUAUGUCCAAUGCCUUGUUUUAAUUUAAUUAAUCAACAACCAAUUGAAAAUAUUGAUCAACAACAAUCAAAUGGUAGAUAUACAUAUAUAUAUGAUAAAAAUAAAUAUGAACUUGAAAUAUAUUUAAUUACAAAAUAUUCACCAUUUAAAACAAUGAAUGAUUUAUUUAAACAAUUUAAUUUAAUUAAAUCUUCUAGUGGAACAUUAAUUAUUUUAUUUAAUUUAAAAUUAUCUGAUAAUGGUGAAUCAGAAUUUAAUAUAAAAAUAGAUCCAUAUGAUAUAUUAAUUGAUUCAAAAAAUCGAAGAAAUUUAUUAGAUAAUGAUGAUGAUGAUAAUAAUAAUAAUAAUAGUAUUCCUUUAGAAUAUCGUUCAUUUCGUUCAUAUAUUUCAAUUCUUUAUUAUGAACCACGUAUGCGUAUAACAAUACAAGGACAACGUGUUAUAACAAAGAAAUUAUCAUAUACACUAUAUAAACCUCGACAAUAUCAAUUUAAAUCUACACGUUUUAAAACAUAUAGUGAACAAGAAAUAAAAAAAUAUGAACAAGAACUUUUAUUAUUAGAAGAACGUAUACGUGAAGUUGAUUCACAAGUUUAUCAUAUACAACAACAUAUUGAAAUAACAAUAUCAAUUAAUGAACGAAUACAUUUAAGAAAAUUACAAAUUCAUGCAACUGAAUUAAAAGAUAUUGCUAAUCGAUUACGUAAUAAUCUUAUAAAAAAACGUAUGGAAAUGAAUACAAUAAAAACAUUAACAUUUAUUUUUGGAUUAAAUAUACAAAAUCGAAUAGCAGAUGGUAUUUUUAUUUAUAAUUGUGGACGACUUAUUAAAAUGUAUGAAAAAUUUGGACAAUCAAAUAAAAAAACCUUAUAUUGUCGUGGUGUUAUUGGUAUUGUUGAUAUUCCUUCAAUAAUACUUGAACCUACACAUAAUAAACAAUCAUUUGCUGAUGAAAAAGAAUAUCAUUUUUUACUUAAAAAUAUGGGGGUAUAUAUGCGACAAUAUUGGACUGAUACAGGAAUUGAACAUUAUGUUAAAGAAUUUUGGGAAACCUAUGGUUAUCGAGAUGAUCAACUUGAUCGACCACCAUCAAAUGAUCCUGAAGCAGUCAAACAUCGUCAAGUAUCUAUUCCUAUGCUUAUUCAAUGUGAUAAAUGUUUAAAAUGGCGUCGUCUACCAUAUAAUAGUAAUACUAAAUCUUUAACACAAAUUCAACUUGAAUCAUGGCAAUGUUCCGAUAAUACUGAUGUUCUUAAUAAUACAUGUUCAGCAAAUGAAAAACUUGAUAUAAUACCUGAAGGAGAAUUGAAACAAAAAUCACAAGUAAUCAGUGGUAAAAAUCGUACAUCAUCACAAGAAAUUUUACCAUCAACUCGAUCUUUAGAAAAUAAUAAACGUAUAUCAAAUGCUGAAAUUUCAUCAACUACAAUAAAUACUAAUUCAAAAGUAUCUAUUCAUUCAAGUAUUAUUCCAUCAUCAUCUGAUAUUUCUCAAAAACGUUCUCAACCUUCAUCUCGUUCAUUAUCAAUAAAAACAACAAAAUCUAAAAAGAAACCAAAACGAUUUAAUUCCAAACAAUCAAUUAAAUCAAAAUCUAAAUUUCAUUAUGUCAGUAGUAGUGAUGAUGAAGAUGAAGAAGAAUCAUCUGUAUCAAUUACUCAACAAACACGUAAUCAAACAUCUGUUCGAUCUUCUUCACAUUCAAAUAUUCAACAGACUUCACUAACAGAUUCUGUAACAUCAACAAAUUAUGUUUAUUUAAUUGAUGAUGAUAAUACUGAUAUAAAAUCAAAUGUUUAUCUUACACCACCAACUAUUGGUGCACGUGUAUCGGCAAUGUAUCAAGGUGCUCGACGUUCUGGCAAAGUUUUAAGUGUAAAUGAUAAACGUGGCAUUUUUAAAAUGCGUUUUGAUGAAUUUCCAACAGCUGAAUUCGAUUAUUCAUUCAGUUAUAAAUCAUCAGCAUGGUCUUAUAUUGAUACAUCAUCAUCAUCAACAGAUCCUACAAUAACAUCAAUUGAAACAAUUGUAAGCGAACCAGAACCAUUAUUUACUAUUACAAAAAAAUUUCAAGCAUUAAUUAAAUUUAUGUUACCACCUGAUUGGAAAUUAACAGAUGAACAAAUUUCAUUGAUGAGUUAUGAUGAUCUUAGUCAAUUUGAUAUUGUAACUUUUAUGCAAUCUUAUCGAGAAAAAAUGACAAAAAUUGUUGAACAACAUAAAACUGAUGAAGCACAUUGGCGAACAUCAGUUCAACAUUUACAAAUAGAAGUAACUAAAUUACUUAAUCUUUCUGGAAUGUCAAUUCCAAUUGAUUGCUCAAUGGAAGAUUUUGAAGAAUAUAUUCAACAUUAUAUAACACAAGCUGGAAAAUCAUCUUGA